Molecule: messenger RNA, 1185 nt
Organism: Fusarium keratoplasticum
Lineage: Eukaryota; Fungi; Ascomycota; Sordariomycetes; Hypocreales; Nectriaceae
Exons: 3
Coding region: 1-1185 (394 amino acids)
Source: RefSeq, a predicted model, not a curated record
AUGGAUCUCGCUGCCAUCGACGAGGAUCCUGCCGCUGCCAUCGCUGCAGCUGAGGCCGCCGCAGCUGCAUCAGUCACGGAUGAGCAGCUCAUCUUCUCGACGCCUGAUCGCAAGAUGCCCAUCUCAAAAUCUUCGUCCACCGCGACGACCCCAGCCACCGGGUAUUUUUCCUACGGCAACGACUAUCGCAGCGACUACCGCCAUCGCUAUCACGACGACCAUGACUCUGUCCCGGAUCAGGACCUUCCCGGCAUGAGGACGCCCUCAUUACUGUCUAGUCCCAGUGUCGCUUCUAGUCUCGGCUUCUCCACUGGACGGUUGAGCCCGCUGAGGAGGGAGCUCUCCAGUUCAAGGCAUUCUUCUCAUCACGAUCAAGAGCCUAAUGACGCCUCACCAACUGCCCGACGGGGUGCCCGCCUCAGCCGGAGCAACCGCGACACCCUCGCCCGGCGUCUGAGUCAACUCGCUCAUGAGCUCACAUCCGGCAACGAUGAUGUUGAUGAUGUUGACGUCGACCUCCUCACCGCUCAGCUGGACCACCUGGAAGCAUCCACCAGAAUGAAGAAGACAGUCUCAUUCUCAUCUAACCCAUCCACCCCCUCACCUCGUCCCACUCCCCGGCGGCCCCUGAGCGUCGACAUGCGCAGUCCCGGUGACUCCUUGUUCAGCUCUCCGGGUUCAUCCAUCUUCCGGACCCGCUUCUCCGACUUAUCAGCGUCUAUCCGGAGGGACCCCGAGCCGGAGCCGGAGCCGGAACCUGACCCUCCACCCAACAUGGGCAUGACAGUGGCUCAGGCCAAGAAGGUUAUCAAUGAGGUGACGCAGCUCAACGAGGAGAUGUCUCAGCUCGUCGCCAAUCUCAAGGCUCGCCAGGAGGAGUCGGAACAUAUCCAAGGUCUCCUCAUUGAGCGUGCCGAACGUGCCGCCCAACGCAUCAUCUUUCUUCAGAACCGGGUAUCUCAUCUUGAGCAAGAGCUUCGCGAAAAUGACGACGAACUCCAGCAUCUACGGAUUUGUCUCAAGGCAGUUGAGAUCCAACUGCCUCCUCACCCGGACAAGGAACUUCAGCGAUGCCUCUCUUCUUUCAAGCAGGACUACCAGGCCAUGAAGCGCAAACGUGUCAACCGCACUAGUAUCGCCAGCCUUUCCAGUCUUGGUUCUCCGUACCCUGGUUCGCCAGCAUGA